Messenger RNA from Hydra vulgaris (swiftwater hydra), 2438 nucleotides. Its product is annotated as protein C-mannosyl-transferase DPY19L1. Lineage: Eukaryota; Metazoa; Cnidaria; Hydrozoa; Anthoathecata; Hydridae. Gene Ontology annotation, cellular component: nuclear inner membrane. The record is from RefSeq and is a predicted model, not a curated record. Gene Ontology annotation, molecular function: mannosyltransferase activity.
UUGUAAAAUGGGAAAAAGUACCAAAACUACAGUAAAAAAACAAAAAGGAAAACAAAUCAAAGAUAAAGAAGAAUUUUUAAAAUCUGAUGUAUUUUCAACUGAUAAAAAGUAUUGGCUAAUUGUAGCUUUACUUGCUAUUGUUUCUGGCUAUUUAAGUAGUCAACAUGUAUCUAAUAUGUUUGAAAAUCAAAAGCAGUUCUCCCAUUUAUCAACUCUCGAGAGAGAAUUAUCGUUUCGCACUGAAAUGGGUUUGUACUACUCUUAUUAUAAGACUAUAGCAGAAGCUCCAACUUACAUGAGUGGAGUUAGGAAGAUUUUGAAAUGUAAUAUUACUGAGUAUCCUGAUGAAAUCAACGUGUUGCGAAGGUUUAACUUGUAUCCAGAAUUAGUACUUGGAACAAUGUUUAGAAUAUAUAAAUGGUAUGGAAAAUUGUUUAACAUGAGGUUGGAAACUUGUUAUACAAUAAAUCGGGGCGAAGGACUUAGCCAAGUACAGAGUUGUGUAGGAAUGGGUGAUAUUGCUCAUUUUUAUGUUUAUCCAAUAUUUUGGUUGAAUGGAUUGAUGCUAUCUGCAUUUUUUAUUUUGGGAACAUAUAUUAGUGGAAGUAUAUUGGGCGGAGCAAUAUCUGUUAUUUGUUUUUUCUACAAUUGGGGUGAGGCAACACGAGUCCAAUGGACACCUCCUCUCCGUGAAAGUUUUUCGUUUCCAUUUCUUAUUGCUCAGCUGCUGACUAUUGUCCAUUUGUUAAAAUGUCCAUCACCAAAUCUUAGACAUAGCGUUUUGUUAUCAAUUAUUACUACUUGUUUCAUGCUUCCUUGGCAAUUUGCACAGUUUGCUUUAUUAACUCAGGUGUGUGCGAUCUUUGGUUUAUAUCUGUUGAAAUUUAUUGAUUCUAAAAGGAUAACAAUUAUUUUAUAUGGACUUUUAUUAUCUCAUUAUUUAAAUUUCGUAUUUCAAUUGGCUAACACAUUGUUAAUCAGUUCAUUUUUUAUGGCUGCCAUGAUAUCUGCAUUGGUUGUUAUCAAGUUAGAGGUUUAUUUUGAAAAAUUACCUCAUCGCAUUUUAAUUUGGGUAUCACAAGCUGGUUUUUUUUUGUUCAUGUCUGUUGUCAUCAAAGUUGGUACUGCUAAGCUGUUUCAAAUUAAAGAUGAUGCUCAUAUUUUUGAUAUUCUAAAAUCCAAGUUUUCUGACUUUAAAGAUUUCCAUACUUUGCUUUAUGUCUGUGCUCCUGAGUUUGAUUUUUUAGGUUUUGAGUAUGCAAAUAAUGUAUCAAAGACUUUGCUUCUUCCAACUGCAAUUUUUGUUGGUUUUGUUGUGUUAGUUAAAAUUUUAAUUAAUGAAUGGAAGUAUUGGAUUUGUAAUGAAAAGAUUAUGGAGAAUAGUGAAUGCCCUACCAAACCUUACACAGAGCAUUUUUACUGGUUGCUACAAACUGUGGCUUUUAUGAUUAUGUCUGUGAUGAUAAUGCGAUUGAAACUAUUUGGGACGCCUUCACUUUGCAUUCUUGCAAGUCUUCUAGCCUCAAAACAAAUAUUUGGGUUCAUUGGGCAGAGGUCUGUUCAGUACUCUGUUAUAUUUUUAUUGCUGGCUGGGAUGACUUAUCAAGGCUACAAGAACUUAAAUCAUCAGUUUAGUAUGAAAGGAUCAUACAGUAAUGUUGAAAUGGAAAAUCUGAUUGAAUGGAUUAAUGCAAACACUGAACCCGAUGCUGUGUUUGCUGGUGCAAUGCCAACUAUGGCAGGAAUAAAACUGUCUUGUAAUCGACCUAUUGUUAACCAUCCUCAUUAUGAAGAUGUUGGAUUAAGAGAACGUACUAAACGAGUGUAUCAAAUGUAUAGUCGAAAAAAACCAUCCUAUUAUCAUAAGGAAAUGAUUGAUAUGGGCGUCACGUAUGUUAUAUUAGAAACUUCAUGGUGUAAUCGAAGGCAAAGAGAAGGGUGUGGUCUGCCUGAGGUAUGGGAUAAUGAAGAUUUUGAAAACCUUGGAAGACCCGCGUUAUGCAAUGUCUUGUCGGAAAAUCCCCGACCAUUUCAUAGAGUUUGGACAAAUGGUGUUUACCAAGUUUUAAAAGUUUAAUGUUUUAUUCAGUUAAAGUAUUCUGAUCAAUGAGCUGUUUAUUGCUUUUUAAAAAUUUUAAAGGGAUAAUUUUAACUAGUUUUGGACAUGUUUCUAAAAUUUGUAAAUCUAGAAUAUGCUUCACAAUUAAAGUAAUAAUUUAACUUUUUUUUAUGUGAUAAUAACAAAAAAAAAUGUUUGCAGUUUGUAUGCAAUUUUAUAACUACUAUUUACUUGUUGCACGUUUUACUUUUUAUAUUUUCUUUGUUAAUUUACUAUUUAUUAGGAAUUUUUGAAAUUGCGAACAUCUAUUUAAUGUUUUUAAUUUAUCUGAGUUUUAUACUUGUAACUUUUGACAAUGAAUUAAAAGAACAAAACAUUC